AAACCACCCACUCGUCCUCCGUUUGUUUCCGCGUUUUCCCUCGUCUUCUUCAGAUCUCUUUCUCUCUCUCGAUCUUUGGCGCGCUCCGUUUUCAACUUUAGUCAGUUAAUUUUUAAAUCAGUGUGAUGGGGACUGUCGUUGAUGCUGCUCCAAUCAAGGCAACUAAUGGAAGCUUAGCUGAGAAGAAGAAGCCUACAGUUGUCUUUGUUUUGGGUGGGCCAGGUAGUGGCAAGGGUACUCAAUGUUCAAAUAUCAUUGAAAACUUUGGGUAUACUCAUCUUAGUGCUGGUGAUCUUCUUCGGGCAGAGAUCAAAUCUGGUUCAGAGAAUGGGACAAUGAUUCAAAACAUGAUUAAAGAAGGGAAGAUUGUUCCUUCAGAGGUCACAAUAAAGCUCCUUCAACGAGCAAUGGAGGAAAGUCAUAAUGACAAAUUUCUCAUUGAUGGAUUCCCUCGUAAUGAGGAAAAUCGUGCUGCAUUUGAAGCUGUUACAGGCAUUGAACCAUCUGUUGUUCUGUUCUUUGAUUGUCAUGAGAAAGAGAUGGAGAGGCGCCUGCUGAGUAGGAAUGAGGGAAGAGUGGAUGACAACAUUGAAACAAUUAGGAAGCGGUUUAGGGUUUUCUUGGAGUCGAGCAUUCCUGUGAUUGAGUACUAUGAAUCCAAAGGAAAAGUUCGGAAGAUUGAUGCAGCGAGGCCUAUUGAGGAGGUUUUUGAAUCGGUUAAAGUUGUUUUUACUCCAAAAAAUGAAAAGGCUAACUGAAGAUCAACUACCCAGUAGUUUUGCAUUAAUAUCUGCUUUAAGGUAUUGAUUUUGGUGGCUGUGUCAGAGUUGGAUGUUUAGGUUCUAUUCUAUACAAGGAGUUAACCAUAUAUUCUUAUUAUUGUUACCGUACUUUGUUACUAAGAUUUGUAAUAAUAGUAAGUAGCAGGUUUCUUUGCAUCUUACAAAAAAGAAAAAAGAAAAAAAAAAAAGGUCUAUGUCUCUAUAUUCGUAUUGAGAUUGUAUCCAUUGAUUUAAAUAAUAAAGGCAAGCCUUGGUUCUCUACUA
Messenger RNA from Cucurbita moschata (crookneck pumpkin), 1046 nucleotides. Its product is annotated as UMP-CMP kinase 3-like. The record is from RefSeq and is a predicted model, not a curated record. The coding region runs from base 126 to 758 and encodes 210 amino acids. Gene Ontology annotation, biological process: UDP biosynthetic process; CDP biosynthetic process; 'de novo' pyrimidine nucleobase biosynthetic process. Gene Ontology annotation, cellular component: cytoplasm; nucleus. The transcript is spliced from 10 exons. Gene Ontology annotation, molecular function: ATP binding; UMP kinase activity. Lineage: Eukaryota; Viridiplantae; Streptophyta; Magnoliopsida; Cucurbitales; Cucurbitaceae.